GGGGUACUUGGCUUUGUGUGGUAGAAGCACUGGAGGCAAAGUAUAGCGUUAUUGUCGGCUCAAGUACGGGAAAUCUCAUUCACGCUUCUGCCGCUAAGAUUCUCGAGCCAAUGCUUGCGGCAUCAUUACCAACACCGUAAGGUAUUUCGUCUCGACGACAUCUUGCAUCGCCAAUUGGCCUCGAAUCGUCACACAAACGGCCAUGGCGACAAGCAUUUCUCGAAGCAGGGCGUUGGCCUCAGCUCUGCGACCCGCGAGGCCCUCCGUCCAGCUCCGUAACGACCAGGCAAUCCGUUGCUUGUCCAGCACUGCCCGUCAAUAUGUCGCAAUGCCGAAGGAGUCUCCCAACCUGCGAAAGGCCCCUCGAGAUCACCCCAGCGUCCUGAAGGCCCCGAUCGUCAACCCUGCCGACAAAUACCAGAGCAAGUCCGACAACAUGCACCGUUAUGGUGCCUGGUUGAUGGGUACUCUGCCCAAGUACAUCCAGCAGUUCUCCGUCUGGAAGGACGAACUCACCAUCUAUAUCUCCCCCUCGGGUGUCUACCCUGUCUUCAGCUUCUUGAAAUACAACACUGCCGCUGAGUUCACCCAGGUUAGCACUAUCACUGCUGCGGAUUACCCCACGCGCGAGAACCGUUUCGAAAUCGUCUACAACCUUCUUUCGGUCCGUCACAACUCUCGAAUUCGUGUCAAGACCUACGCCGAUGAGGCUUCUCCUGUCCCCAGUGUUACCGGACUUUUUGAUGGUGCCAACUGGUACGAACGAGAGGUGUACGACCUUUUCGGUGUCUUCUUUGCCGGUCACCCCGAUCUCCGACGAAUCAUGACCGAUUAUGGUUUCGAGGGUCACCCUCUGCGAAAGGACUUCCCCUUGACUGGUUACACUGAGAUCCGAUACGAUGAGGAGAAGAAGCGUAUCGUCACCGAGCCUCUGGAGCUCACUCAGGCCUUCCGUAACUUUGAGGGUGGUUCCAGUGCGUGGGAGCCCGUUGGAGCCGGACAGGACCGCACACCCGAGUCUUUCAAGCUGCCAACGCCUAAGCCUGAGGAGAAGAAGGAGGAGCCGAAGAAAUAAAAGGGUCCAUGUUCACCCCAAGCUGUAUAAGAUCCAAUGUCAUUUGUUAGAAAUAUCACCUGGUUUUAGCAUCCAUCCAAUCCAACCCGUAUAUCCGCCCAUCUAUUUUGGUGGUGCAGUCGUCAUCCAUAGUG
This is a messenger RNA of Fusarium oxysporum Fo47, 1209 nucleotides long. Its product is annotated as complex I 30 kDa subunit family protein. Lineage: Eukaryota; Fungi; Ascomycota; Sordariomycetes; Hypocreales; Nectriaceae. The record is from RefSeq and is a predicted model, not a curated record. The transcript is spliced from 2 exons. Bases 203 to 1075 code for a protein of 290 amino acids. Gene Ontology annotation, molecular function: NADH dehydrogenase (ubiquinone) activity.